This is a messenger RNA of Westerdykella ornata, 612 nucleotides long. RefSeq names its product HET-domain-containing protein. The record is from RefSeq and is a predicted model, not a curated record. Lineage: Eukaryota; Fungi; Ascomycota; Dothideomycetes; Pleosporales; Sporormiaceae. The annotation marks the transcript as partial. The transcript has a single exon.
UGGAUCCGACACUGCAGAGCGAAUCAUGGAGGUUACUGUAAGGGUCAGCUAUCAGCAAUCGCCUUCACUAUUCCCGGUUUCCGACUGAUCGAUUGUCAAACGCGACAGGUAUCGAAGCAUACAGAAGAGGUGGAAUAUGUUGCCUUGAGCUAUGUGUGGGGGAAUGGGUCGCACGCUAGUACGCGUGCGUUACCAAACCCUGCACAGAGAGUCAUCGAGGACGCAAUGAUUGCAACUAAGGAGCUUGGAUUCCGGUACCUAUGGGUCGACCGCUAUUGUAUCUCUCAGUUAGAUACUUCUGAGAGCAGGACACAAAUCGCGAAUAUGGAUCGAAUCUACGCAGGCGCCGUAUUUACAAUAGCAGCCGCAGCGGGAGAAGGUCCAAAUUACGGUCUACCUGGAGUUUCUCAUAGACAGCGACACGUACAGCCACGUGCACGUUUUGAAAAGCUGCACUUAGUUGCGUCACCACCACCACCAAGGGACGUCAUAAGAGCCUCGAAAUGGGCCUCUCGCGGUUGGACGUUCCAAGAGUCAAAGCUGUCCCGGCGCACACUAUUUUUCACCGACGAUCAAGUGAUCUUCGAAUGUGGUUCUAUGACAUGCGAAGAG